Molecule: messenger RNA, 2495 nt
Organism: Eriocheir sinensis (Chinese mitten crab)
Lineage: Eukaryota; Metazoa; Arthropoda; Malacostraca; Decapoda; Varunidae
Exons: 6
Coding region: 240-1610 (456 amino acids)
Source: RefSeq, a predicted model, not a curated record
UGUGUGUGUGUGUGUGUGUGUACGGGCACUUGGUGUACUGGGGGUUGAGGGGGACAGCAGCUAUUCAGCGUGAGUGGUGGGGCCACACACCUUGCAGCCAAAACAGGUGGCAGCCUAAAGUCGUGGCAAUCCGGUCCCUGCACUCGCAGAAUCCACACCCACACUGCACCUAACUCGGAGGGUGACUUAAGAGUGCUCCAGCUGAGGACGACGAGGAGAAGGAAAAGCCAGAAACUGCGAUGGGAGGGCGAGAGGCGGCGACGGUGGUGUUGGCGGCGGCCAUGAUCUGUUUGGUGGAUUUCCUGUCUCUCGCAUCAGCAGCUCGAGCCUCAACGUCCACCAGCGAGCAGCCUCAAACCAGCCCUCAGGAUUUUGAUCGCUUGGCUGAAAUCGAGAAAAAGGCGACGCAAGAGGAGGCGGACUUGCUCAACAAGACGAGAGAGGCGCUCCUCCGAGUGUCUCAGCUCAUCGGGAGCCCCGCUAAGGGCACAAAGUUGGACAAUGACGCUGAUGGAAAUGAGAGGGACGCGUGCCUUCUGAAGGAAGACACUUCCCCUGAAGCUGUUGCUGCUGCCUUCGAGGUCUUCACAAGGCGGCUCGAUCCUUCAAAAUCUGUGGCGACCCUGAACGACUCCCUCCAUCAGCUGCUGUGUUUUGAGCGCGUCCAGGCAAAGGUGUCACCGGGAACACCGUCUGUGAGGGAAGCAGCCUCGCCGCAGCGCCCUGCCGUCACCCGCUACAUUAAUGUGUUAUCAGAGCACCUGGACGACUGCCAACGCAGCCUUCACCUGCUGAACUACCGCUUCCCUGCCCCCCCACGCCCCCACGACCACCUCUCAGGAUCCUUGCUGACUUCAACAUUCGGCACCAAUGGAGUGGACAAAACCUUAUUCCCUUCGACAAUACUGAGUGAGAGGCAUACUGAGGAAGAACUGUCUCAGAACCUGAUUGACACCACCCACCAAUUGGCUAUCCUUAUCUCGGAAGCAGUGGGGGCGGACCUUGAGUUUGCAGCCGUAAAGAGUGCCAUCACUGUGGCAAAGGAGGCCCACACCCUAAUGACUGUCCUGAGACAAGUAAUUGAAAGUUCCGUAACAACCUCUAAUCCCUCAGAUUCAAAAACUGUUACUAUUCGCAUUUACUGCCAGAACAGAAAAGAUCAAGGCCCCAUGGGCGAAGUCGGUCAGAAAUUGCUUCGUGCAGUCAGCCAAAUAUCUGAACAACUGAUUAAUGCAAACGGGGUAACAGACAUAACAGCAGCCAGGGAGGAGCUGCAGUGUAGGGCGGAGAUUGCCAGCAAUUUCAACACUGCAAUAAAACGUUCUAUAAGUGUCCCAUUGAGAAGGACCCUGGUCAAUCUCAUCAAAGAAGUAAUCACUGGCCUAGAGGAUCUGACACACCACUUGGAAAAUAAAGAAGAACAGCUGGCUGCCCACAUUCUAGAAGCAGUUCACAAUAAAUCUGAAUUAGAAGAUAGUGUAAAUGAGGCGACAGCAAUCUAUCUGCAGCAUCACCAAGCAGAAGCACCUUCCCACACCAUCCAAAAGAACAAAAUCAAUGUCUUCCAUGAAGUUGAGCUGGAUCCCGGAUGCGGUAUCCAGGACGAAUGAAAAGGACAGCUUCAAUUAUACUUAACCCAGUAGCAGCAGGGACCAUGUUUCUUAAUGGUCCCUCUAAGCGAGAAAAAUUAGAAAAAAACAUCACUCACACAAACCAUUUUGUAAUAUAUAUCAAAGCAUUUGUGAUCAGUUUAUGCAUCAUCUAUUUUGGGGGGUUUAUAUCAUGGCACAAAUUUGGCCGUCGCUGCUACACGGUAAAGCCACGAAUUUGGCCCGUCGCUGCUACUGGGUUAAAAAACCUGGAAGGUUGAUCUGAUCCCUUCAAUUUCAAAAAGAAAAAUUGAAUUGGGUGACAUUAAGACAUUUAUUAAAUAACUGAUUACUAUUAUCCUUAAUUUUAGGUGUUCCUCAUUCCCUUCCCAAGACAUGUGAUACAGUGGAAAACUCUAACUUAACACUUACAUGUUCUCAGCCAAGACUUAACUUGAACUUUGUAGCCUUUCCUUAGACUACUGUCAAGAAUUCUCAUCUGUAUAAAAAAAGACCAACUGCUUAGCAUAACGAACAUGAUAAAGGCAUUAGGACAAUAGAAUGAUUCCAACUAUGCUUCAAAAUAACACAGACAUCCACAGCCAAACACAGUGGUGCACCAGCUAUUCUUAACCUUGUCAAAGUUUCUUUCCCAUUGUAACUAAACACAUAGUACAUCAUUAUAACCAUUACACCUAAGUAUUCUAAUUUCCACAUUUACAAAAAUAAUUAUUUUUAUUCUCUUAUGAUUAAAAUGCUAGUCAUAGAAAAGAACAGGUACAUAUAAUUCAAAUAAAACAAACUUUGUGAAUUAUUUUCCAACAUAAUGAAAACUGGAGAACAGGUACAAACACUAAAUAAAAAGUAACCCUAUAAAUUACUUUUCAACUCCAAUAAAACAUAAAG